Messenger RNA from Cinara cedri, 8101 nucleotides. The record is from the annotation of a GenBank genome assembly. Lineage: Eukaryota; Metazoa; Arthropoda; Insecta; Hemiptera; Aphididae.
AUGGCUGUAAAAAGAGUGGUAAUUUGUUUAACACUGGGUCACUUCAUUGUGCAAUUGGUUUUCAGUCACAUAACUCAUUCGCUCACUUUGCUCGUCGACUCGUACCACGUGCUUUGCAAGCUAAUAUUCUUAUUCGGAUCUGUACUGUGUACUGCUGAGGUGACUGUUUAACAUAUUCAUUACUAUUCUACUAGCAGUAUUGGCAACAUACUCUAUAAAGCAAUUUUAAACUCUCACAAUCUUCUUACCUACAUUAUGAGCUUAAUUCAUUUGUUUUAUUAUUCGUAAUUCGUAUCGUCGACGUGAAUUGGAAAUCGCUUAUCAAUAAAAGUCAUAUAAUUGUAACUUGUAAGUGAAUUAUUAUUGUUAAAAUGCAUGAUAAAUAAACUAUAAAUAAUUUAUUACUAUUAUGAGCUGAGAUAGUAAUCUCAGUAAUUAAAGGUGAGUAAAUCUUUAAUGUUCCUGAAUGCACCAACGGUGGCAUCACAAAAUAGAUUUAAUCUAUUCUGUGGUGGCAUCACUGAUUACAACCAUAUCUAGUCCACCACUUCUCAUUAACCGAGUUGUGAACAAGGUGAGUGAUAACACCAUCUUAAAGCCGCGUUCACACGAGAGCACGAAUGCUAGUGCGUGCUCCGUUUGGACGUUGCCUCGCACAACUUAAUAUUUGUGCGUCAAAUACGCGUUCCGGACUUUUAGUUAUUGUUCGGCGAGCAUUAAUGUAUGCUGUUUGACAUUUACAAGAAAAUUGUACUAAUUAUGUAUAAUUUAUAUAUUUUAAAGAUCUUAAUAAACGUAAUGCCAUUUUUUUUUAAUUUCUUCGGGUCUUUUGUUUAAGCUUUUUGCUAAUUCUUCCCGUGCAUUUUGUUUUUUAGUUUUGGAGAAAUAAAAUUCACGUUUUGGGUUCCACAACACUUAUUAUUUACUUGUUGAUAUUCUUGUAUUAACUAAGUGCAAUCUUCGCUGCGCCAUUCCAAUUUACUUAUUUUGUUUGAUAAAAAAAAAAUUAAGUACCUAGCACGUUACGCGGGUAAACUUUUUCCUACAAACACGUCCAAAUGGAGCCGCGCGUCGGACAAUUAUAUCAUUGAGCAAUUACAAUUUACCGACGACAAUUGGAUCGAGUUCGCCUAUACGUCGCGAGCACUCGAGUGCGCUCGGGAUUUCGUCCAAACGAAGGAAAUUUGUGCGAAGCACAACAUGUUCACCUUGUACGUACUUUCGUGUGGACGCGUCUUUAAGCUCAUUUUAGCCAAUAUUUGGCGGUUCGUCUACACCGUGAUACAAACAGCACGGUAUGAUCGCGAAAAAUUGCGUUUUGGUACGUGUCUGCGCAAUACGUCACGCUUCUACCCAUACAUUAUGUAUUAUCAAUAAUAAUACUGAAACUAAAUACCAUAUUGUUUAUAUCGUGGUGUACACCAGUGUUGGGCGUAAUCGGUUAAUUUAUUAAAUUACUACCGGGUAACAUGCAAAAACAAUGCUUACGCAGAAUAAGUAAAAUUAAUAGCUAUUAGGUAAGACAUUCUUAUUUGUCCUAGGUGUUUUUAAAUUAUGAACUAUUAAAAAAGAAAAAAAAAUGGAUUUUUGUAUCUUUUAUGACGAGCUGUAUAUUUUUAAUAACACAAAAGCUCUGUGACAUCCUUUCCAAAAUAUUGUUUUCUAUACAUUUCAUAAUAGGUACUUUUACUCUAAAAUCAAAAUUAAGCUAGUUUUACUUAUUCUGCGUAAGCAUUGUUUUUGUAUAUUAUCCGGUAGUUGGACUGAGACAGUAGAUGCGGGUAUAACUAUAUAUGCAUGCAGUACUGUGUUCACUAUCAUUGGCGCUCUAGGGCAAUAAUUAUAAUAUGUUGAGUGUCUAAACUAUAUAUCCACCUAAAAUUUAGUGUCCCAUAUAUUUAUGGCGACUCCAGCUCCUUGGUACAGUUUCCCUUUACUCUUUCUUACCACGGCCCUGUAUACACAAUACACAUAUAUUAUUUAGAUAAUUAUAAAUAACUGUAGUAAGUAAGAAGUAUAUAGCUAACUAAUAGCUAUUACAGUAAAACCUCCUCUAACAGAUACCUCCCAAUAGCGGACGUUUUCUUGGGAAAGGGAAUAUUAUCACUAUUUUUCAAUUGAAAAACUUUCGAAUAGCGAAAUAAUGUUUUUCUCAAAAUAUAGCUUUUAUUCAUUAAUCAUUAAUUAUGAUUAAAAAGUAAAUUAUUUUGUAAUCGUAAUCAAUACAAUAAUUACAUUAUUACUUUAAUCUUUUAAAAUAUUAUUUUAUUGUGAUUAUUGAUUACAUUAAUUUAUAUUAUGGUUAACAGUAAUAAAUUGUAAUCGUAUAAUCUUUAAUCAUUAAUCAGAUCACGAUUUCACUGGUACCAUCAGGAAUAAAUUAAGGAACAAAAGGUAUUAAAUUCAUCAGAUUUAUGAAAAUUACUAGAUAUUUAAUACGUAGCGAAUGUAUGAUUGAUUUUAUUUUUGUAUAUUUUGUAGAAAAUAGGAAAUUGUACGCAUAAUAUUUUUACUGCACAACUUAAAUAAUAUUGUAAAUACCUAUUACAUCUACUACAUUAUAAUAUUCACUAGGUACUUAUAAUAAGUCUAUUAAUAAGGUAAAUCAUCUAUUAAAGAUAGCCGUAUAAAUGUAUAAUAAAAUAUACUAAUACUAUGCUAUAUAUGCAUAUAUUCAUUACUCACUCAUUGACUGACUGCCAAUCGAUUUUUUUCCGUCAGUUAUUAUUUUCCUGUUUUCCUCGAUAGUCAUUUACCAAACUUCUUUACAAUGAAAAACGUUAGUGGAAAAUGUCCGGGUAUACCUACCGAUUUUCUUCAUAGUUCACUUCAUUUUUUGUCAGAACCGGAUCGCGAAUGUUUGUGUGCGCGCGUAAAAAAAGGCUACAUAAACGAUUUGUUGUCAAACCAGUCUGCAAAAAUGGACUACGAUUACAUGCGUAAAAUGAGUAAAAAAGGAAUUGGAUGCCCAAAUAGAGUGAUCAAUCUACUGAAAUAUACUCAUUAUCCCGGAAAGUAUUAACUUUUUUUCGGAAUUUGUUUUAUUGAACAUUUAACCAACAAGCAGCUCUAAAAUUUUACAUUUAUGUUAUUUUUUGUCACCCUUAUUUUUACUGCUACAACCAAUAUCUAAUAUUGGUUUUUAAACGCCAACCUAUAUUAAAAAUUCCAUAAAUAGAUGGAGUAUUAGUUAAAAUAAAUUUUGGUGUAGACAUUUUUGAUUUCUGUCAAUCCUUUGACGAUAUAUUCCACUUUUAAGUUUGGGAUGGGGGAAAGUUGUAAUGGAGCAUUAUUUUUGUGACGACGUGCGGCGUUUUAAUAAUAACUACUCUCAUUCGUCUCAAACGGGAAUAUCUCGUCAAUGGAUUAAAAUCAAAAAUGUCUAUACCAAAAUUUAUUUUAACUAAUACUCCAUCCGUGUUAUCUAUCUAAAACUGUCAUGAAUACUUUAAAAAUAAAUAUUUCUAAGAAAAAAAUGUACGUAUUCUAUAUUGCUAUAUAACUGUAUAACAAUAUACACAACAGUUAUAUAUAUAUAUAUAAUGAAAAAAAAACCAAACUCUAAUUUAAUAAAUCACCAAUUAUGUAUAAAUAUGUUUUAAUAAUGCCUGUACCGUUUUGUAGCACAACGAUUGCGAAACGGUGUGUAAGAACGAGAAAUGCGAAAAAAAAGUCGCCAACGGGGAGGACAGUGUUCUGAUGCCCCUCUCUACGGUGGAUUCGAAAUCAGAUUGUCACACACACAGUGUGAGUAUAGUAUAAUAAAUUAUAACAAUAUAAUUGAUAUACAUAUUGGAUAUAUUACCUUAUAUUACAAGUUUGCCUCCGAUGUUUUUAAAUCGGCGCUUUUCGGACACCGAAAUUAACUGUCAUUAGAAUCCCUCUCCGGCAAUGCAACAGUAUAGUUGUAAUUUAUAUCGAACAAGAUCAUAUUUAUAGGACUAUCGGUUUAGUUUUCGAAAAUAAUAUCAAUUGACUGAUGCGUCAUUGCAACAAAAGAAGAUAUCUUUACGUUGUUUGAUUGGAGCAAGAUUUCUAAUAAAAAAAACGUUGCUUAUAGACAGGAAAAAGAACCACACAUCAUAGUUUUGGUUAUUUCAACUCUGGAGACGGAUCUCUGCCGCUCACAGAAUUUGUUUGUAUUUCUUUUUAAAUUGAAAAAAUAUGGCUUUUACACUGCAGGUGGCCAAAGUAGUGAAAACUAUGUUAACAUACGUAAGCAUAUAAUUAUGUUUUUCGUUACAGUGCUCACACCCUCACCCCGAAAGGAAGAUGAUGAAUACGUUUGGAUGGGCUAGGAUCGAAGUCGUGGUAAUGCUCGGAGGUUGCGUGUUUCUGGCAGCCCUCACCUUCUCCUUGGUGGUCGAAGCCGUCCAGACGCUCAUCCACAUCGAUCACCAGGACCCAAUGCAUCAGCCGCUAUCCGUAUUCAUCAUCGGUUUCGUUGGUCUGCUUAUUCAUGGACUCUGUUAUUUGUUAUUGGGAGGUAAUGUAAAAAAAGAUAUACUUAAGACAUACUUUGCAAAAUGGGUAGGCCACUGUUUUAGGUGAGAAGUUGGGAAAAUAGAGGAGAAACUUAAUGUAUAUCUGUACGCAAAUUCUGAGCGGAGUUCGGUUAACAGUGUUGCAUGUUAACAAUAUAUAACCUGUUUAUCUCAUUUAUUAUGAAAACAGCUGGAAAAAUAAAAAAAUAAUCUCCUUAAAGUGUCACCUCAAUCAAAUUUCCUUUCAGAAAAAGUGAUAUUUUAAUUGAAAAUAAGAGCAAAAUUACUGGUAGAAAAAUUGUCCACAGAAAAAAAAAAAUAACAUUGUAAAGCCAAUACAUUCCUCGCUCUAAUUUUAAUGAGAUGUAUGUGAGGCAAUGCACAAAUUGUACAUGACAAACUACGGUAUAGUCAGUCCAAAAGCCCAGUUAAACGUGCUAAUAGAGAUAUUGAAGCUAAUAAUCUAUCUUGAUGCAUGGAUGUCGGACAGUAAAUGUAAUGAUUGGCCAACCGCUCUCAAGUUUUUUCCAGUUUUAAAAAAAUCGAGAUUUAAAGCUAAACUAAAUGUCCUAGUCUUAGUUGUAAAAGUCUUAACAAAAUAUUUGAAUUUUACAACAUUACCUGUACAUAAUAAUAUUCUCCAUUAAUGCCUAGGUAUUAACAAUUAGUAUUUACUAAUGUUAGGUAUUCAUGAUAUUGGCCAGAAAUUUACGUUAUUACCUAAUUUACGUCUUAGGCGGUAACAUAUAGGUAUUUAAUUAAUGAUAAUAAAUACCAGGGUAUUGUAUUUUUGUAACACGGGUAAGUAACGGGGAAGAACUAUUGAUAAAAAAAGUUCUAGUUAUAAGAAUACGCGAUUUAUAAAAAGUAUAAUUUAAUGGCAUUUAUCCAGUUUUAUAGAAUUACUUAAUAUACGUCUGAAAUGAAUUACCCAGGCAAAAAUUAAAUAUAAUUCAGCCUGUAGAACAGAACCAACCGCGAAAAAUCGCUUUUAAAAAAAGAUUUUUAUUUGUCAUCAACAAAAAUAAAUAAAAUAGAAUUUAACCAGAGUAAAAAAAAAAAAUUAUAACCAACUUUUUUUAAAAAUAUUUAAGUAACUAGGUCACAAAAAGUAAAAUGUUAAAGUACGUUUAUUCCAACUUUAUAAUUUUAUUUUUUUAAAAUAAGAAGUUUCAAGAUCUAUUAUAAUUGAAAGUACCUACCUUUUCUACUCCUUAAUUAAACAUAGCUUCCUAAUUUGAUAUGCUAUUAAAUAAUUAAAAACGACAACAAAAUUAAGGGGAAUGGAAGCGGUGAUUAACUGUCUUUGUCUUACACACAUGCAACAUAGGAAUUUAUAAUCGUUCUAUUUCCAACGUACCUACUGAUUGGUCUAAUGAAGUGAUAAGAAUUCUAAAAACAGAUUUGAAUUUUAUUAUUAAUUUCUCGAUUUCUUCAGAAAUUAAAAAUAUUUCAUUUGUUUAAAUACUUCUUUUUAUAACGGGUUUUUUUUAGGAUUUAGAGAGAUAAAAUUAAAAAUUUGGAAAAGUCGAUUUCAAGAAAACUUAACAACAAAUUCAAAUUUGUUUUCAGAAUUCUUAUCGCUUCACUAAACCAAUCGUACAUUGGAAAUAGAACGCGUCUAAAUUCCUAUGUAACACGUGUGUUAAGACAAAGACAGAAAAUCACAGCUGCCAAUCCCUUUAUUAUAAUAGAUGUUAUUAGUUAAAAAUUAUUAAUUCUAUUAAUUCAUUAAACUUAUUAUUGAGGUGAUAUUAUUUUUAGAUACAUGUUAAAGUAGUGAAUUAUCAGUAAAACUUGACUGUUUAUGAACAUUUUUAGAAAAUUGUACAAGUAUUAUGAACUUUGAACAGGAUAGGUAAAUAUAUCAGUUAUAUAUUUUUUAAUUUUAUCUAUGCACAUUCAAAUUAUAUGGUAACAAAUGCAUGUACAUUACAAUCAUUAAUACCUACUAAAAAAAAAAAAACCAUUUUUACUAUUUAUAUUAAGAAAUGUUUUUUUUUUGUAUUCCAAUUUUUUUUUAACUAUUAUGAUUUUGUAUAUUGAUUGUUCACAAAAGUUUUGUAGGAGUAAUAUUUUGUUGUUAAUUUAAUAAUCUAUUUUAUUAUGCAAUUAAUAUUUGAUGAAAACAAUUGAUAAAAUGUUCUUCAAUCCCUUUAGUAUCAAAUCAUAUUGGGUAACAGGCACAUACAUAUACAGAAGCGGGUAUUGUGGAUUGACAAAAUCUUCAAACCCUCCUCUUGAAUUUGAAAAUGCUAUGUUUAAUGCAUCAUUUAUUAUACAAGUGCAAUUUUAAGUUUUAGAUUCUAACUGGAGUGGAGAAGCUUAUGGUUUUACAAUGAUGUUUAUUUUUUUUUUCUGUAGACAACUUUUGUGCCAUUUUGCUCAGAUUUUUAAUGAUUGCAUUUUUUUGAAAGGAAAUUAUACUGGAGAGUUACUUUAAGACAGUCAUUUUUUGAUUUUCUCAGGAAUUUUUGCAAUAAAUGGGAAAACCAGUAAAAUAGAUAUACUAUUAAAAAAAAUGUUUAAUGCUUAUGUAAUUAUUUUACUUUAUGACAUAAUAUAUUGUUAACAAAACCACACUCAGAAUCAUUUUUCGUUAGUAAUGGUUUAUUUUUGCUUACCGAUAUACAUUAAAUUAUCUAUAACAGUGGGUACACCCAUCCCCAUUAUCCUAGGAUAGUUUUUUUACUUGUGAACACCUCUCCAAAAUUGUUUUCUGUUUAUGUUUCAGGUCCAAUAGCACAAAAUUCUAGUGUUCCAGGGAAUGAAAUAUUAACAACUACUCCUCUAAAUUCCAGUCUAUUACCAAAACAAAAAAUACAAAUGAAAUACUGCCGAUUAAGGGAAAUAUGUCGUGAUGUAGUUGGUAGAAUAUUCUUCUAAACAAUGAUUACAUAACUAUACAUUUUGCAAUAAAAUUAACAUAACAAUAACUUCCAUAGGUUGUUUAACGGUGAUGAUAUGUUCGAUUGCCGUGCAUUACACCAAACCAGCCAUAGCAAAGUAUAUUGAUCCUGGAACAUCUAUUAUAGCAGCUGCGGUAAUGCUCUAUCUAAAAUAUCCUAUUAGUGAGUUACCUAUUUGCAAUAAUUAAAAAAUAAAAGAGAAUAUAUCUUCAAUCAAAUGUUAAAAUAUAUUAUAUUUACCUAAUUAAUAUUUUAGUGAAAGAAUCUGGUUUGAUUCUUCUUCAGACAAUGCCAGACCGCAUAAAUAUUAAUACAAUUUGCAAAGACUUGAUGAAAACCUUUCCAGAUAUAGUAAAUGUACACGAACUUCAUAUUUGGCAAAUGACUGAAGACAAAAUUGUAUCUACAGCACACAUUAUAUUUUACAACCCACAAGUAAAUAUAUUUAUCUAGUAAAAAAUAAUUUAAUAUUCUUUUUUCUUUUUUAAGGAUUAUUUGAGAAUAAAUAACGAAGUUAUACAGUUUUUCCACACAAACGGAAUUUUAGAAGUGACUAUUCAACCUGAGUUUUUUAAAGAUGAACAGAACAUUCAACUGAUGCCAGAAUAUGGCAUGGGACAGUGUUUGAUACAGUGUAAUAACGUAAUGGAGUGUUUCAAUAGGAAUUGCUGUGAACUAAAUGACAUUAAAUUGACUGAACAAUGUUAA